Messenger RNA from Pelobates fuscus (common spadefoot toad), 7122 nucleotides. RefSeq names its product solute carrier family 4 member 4 (gene SLC4A4). The record is from RefSeq and is a predicted model, not a curated record. Gene Ontology annotation, cellular component: basolateral plasma membrane; plasma membrane. The coding region runs from base 458 to 3754 and encodes 1098 amino acids. Gene Ontology annotation, molecular function: solute:inorganic anion antiporter activity; sodium:bicarbonate symporter activity; monoatomic anion transmembrane transporter activity. NCBI's taxonomy places the organism in Eukaryota, Metazoa, Chordata, Amphibia, Anura, Pelobatidae. Gene Ontology annotation, biological process: regulation of intracellular pH; monoatomic anion transport; transmembrane transport. The transcript is spliced from 25 exons.
CAGCUGUACACCCAGCUUUCUCAGGGCUUUGCUUCAGUCCCUCAUGCUCUCCCCCCCUUCAGAGACUGAAAUCCAGCCCUCUGCCUGCACAGUCACACUUGAUCUAUGUGUCUUGAUAGCAUUUUCAGCCAGAGUCAUUGACAGCAGCAGGCAGAGAAAGUAGUGAAAGACAAGGAGUGGGGACUCCUCAUACCAACUGGGUCUUGCAGGCAGCAGCUGGCCAAGUCUUUCUUUAAUUUUUUUUUUUUUUUUGGAGUGGGGGCUAUGGUUCAUAACUCCUUGGAACUAAAUUUGUAAAACCACAACUACUGUACCUUCUGUUACAUUGCUUCAUUGAUUUGCCUUCUGCGCCCCUUUUGUUUGUCUUGGAGCAAAACUUAAUGUGAGCAGAGAACUCACCUGUAGAAUCCUGGUGACUUUCUACUGAGCCUGGGGACCCCUUCCUACAUAAGUCAGGAUGGAGGAUGAGGCGGUUUUGGACAGAGGGGCUUCAUUCCUAAAGCACGUGUGUGAUGAAGAGGAGGUAGAAGGUCACCACACUGUGUAUAUUGGAGUUCACGUUCCCAAGAGCUACAGGAGGAGGAGACGUCACAGACGUAGUAGAACGGGUCACAAAGAUAAGAAGGAGAAAGAAAAAUCAACUGAGAAUUAUUCUGAUUUAGAUAAAUCAGAUACUGAAAAUGUCGACGAGAACAGCUCCAACAUCCUUAAACCCCUCAUAUCCCCAGCCGCAGAGCGCAUCCGUUUUAUCUUGGGUGAAGAGGAUGACAGCCCAGCUCCCCCUCAGCUCUUUACUGAACUUGAUGAACUUCUGUCUGUGGAUGGCCAGGAAAUGGAAUGGAAGGAGACAGCCAGGUGGAUAAAGUUUGAAGAAAAAGUGGAACAAGGUGGAGAAAGAUGGAGUAAACCUCAUGUUGCCACACUUUCCUUGCACAGCUUAUUUGAACUGAGGACAUGUAUUGAAAAAGGGACAAUACUUCUUGACCUAGAGGCCAAUUCACUUCCGCAGGUAGUAGAAAAAAUUCUUGAUAAUCAGAUCGAGACCGGACUGCUGAAGCCAGAGAUGAAGGAUAAAGUAACAUACACAUUACUCAGGAAACAUCGACAUCAGACCAAGAAAUCCAACCUGCGCUCCCUGGCUGACAUCGGGAAGACCGUUUCCAGCGCAAGUAGGAUGUUUACGAGCCCAGAUAACGGCAGUCCAACAAUGACCCAUAGGGAUCUGACAUCCUCCAGCCUUAAUGACAUCUCAGAUAAGCCAGACAAAGAUCAAUUAAAGAAUAAAUUUAUGAAAAAACUGCCCCGGGAUGCAGAAGCCUCCAAUGUGCUUGUUGGUGAGGUUGAUUUCUUGGAAAACCCUUUUAUUGCUUUUGUCCGGCUGAAGGAAGCAGUAAUGUUUGGAGCAUUGACAGAAGUACCUGUACCUACAAGAUUCCUCUUCAUCCUCUUGGGACCAAAAGGAAAAGCCAAAUCAUACCAUGAAAUAGGAAGAAGUAUUGCCACUUUAAUGUCUGACGAGGUUUUCCAUGACAUUGCUUAUAAAGCAAAAGACAGACAGGACCUGAUUGCUGGAAUUGAUGAAUUUUUAGAUGAGGUCAUUGUGCUUCCACCAGGAGAGUGGGACCCUACCAUCAGGAUAGAACCGCCUAAAACCAUUCCAUCUUCUGAUAAGAGGAAAAACCAAUAUGCCGGUGGGGAGAACAUACAAAUGAACGGAGAAGCUCCACAUGAUGCUGGCGAUGGUGGAGGAGGACACGGAGAUCUGCCAGAACUGCAAAGAACUGGACGAUUUUGCGGAGGAUUAAUUGAAGACAUCAAGAGAAAGGCCCCUUUUUUUGCCAGUGACUUUUAUGAUGCGCUGAGCAUCCAAUCUCUUUCUGCCAUGUUAUUUAUAUACCUGGGUACAGUGACCAACGCCAUUACUUUCGGAGGGCUUCUUGGAGAUGCCACAGAUAACAUGCAGGGUGUACUUGAAAGCUUUCUGGGAACAGCAGUUUCUGGUGCUGUUUUCUGCCUUUUUGCGGGUCAGCCUCUUACUAUUCUGAGCAGCACCGGUCCGGUCCUGGUUUUUGAGAGGCUGUUAUUUAAUUUUAGCAAAGAUAAUGGAUUUGAUUACCUUGAGUUCCGUUUGUGGAUUGGCUUGUGGUCUGCUUUCUUAUGUCUUAUUCUGGUUGCCACGGAUGCAAGCUCCUUGGUCAAGUACUUCACUCGCUUUACUGAGGAAGGGUUUGCCUGUCUUAUCAGUUUCAUCUUUAUCUAUGACGCUUUCAAAACAAUGAUCAAGUUUGGUUAUUACUACCCCAUCAACACUAAUUUCAAAGUGGGUGAUGUCACUCUGUUCAGCUGCACUUGCCUUCCUCCAGACCCAGCUAACAGUUCUCUGUUUAAUGAAACUACAGAAUUUCCUCUGGAUUUCCUUAGCACUACUAUUGCUGAUGACCUGCAUCACAACGAGACUAUAAUCUGGUCAUCUCUAACUAAAAAAGAAUGUAUUAAGUAUGGCGGUAACCUUGUGGGCAAUAACUGCAAAUAUAUUCCUGAUAUAACCCUGAUGUCCUUCAUCCUAUUCUUUGGCACCUAUACCUGCUCUAUGGCCUUGAAGAAGUUCAAAACAAGUCGGUACUUCCCAACCACAGCCAGAAAGCUGAUCAGUGACUUUGCCAUCAUCUUAUCUAUAUUUAUUUUCUGUGGAAUAGAUGCACUUGUUGGAGUUGAUACACCAAAGUUGAUUGUGCCCAGCGAAUUCAAGCCAACAAGCCCUAACCGAGGUUGGUUUGUUCCGCCUUUUGGAGGAAAUCCCUGGUGGGUGUACUUAGCUGCGGCCCUUCCAGCCCUUCUCGUAACCAUAUUGAUCUUCAUGGACCAGCAGAUCACAGGUGUCAUUGUCAACAGGAAGGAACACAAGCUUAGGAAAGGUGCUGGGUAUCACUUGGACCUAUUCUGGGUAGCUGUCUUGAUGAUUAUUUGUUCCUUCAUGGCUCUUCCUUGGUAUGUGGCUGCUACUGUCAUUUCCAUUGCGCACAUUGACAGCUUGAAAAUGGAGACGGAAACCUCAGCACCCGGAGAGCAACCUAAAUUUUUGGGAGUGAGAGAACAAAGAGUUACAGGAAUCAUGGUGUUCCUUCUGACUGGCGUUUCUGUCUUCUUGGCACCUAUAUUAAAGUUCAUACCAAUGCCUGUUCUUUAUGGAGUCUUCCUAUAUAUGGGCGUGGCUUCACUCAAUGGAGUGCAGUUUAUGGACCGUCUAAAGUUGCUUUUGAUGCCUGCCAAACACCAGCCAGAUUUCAUUUAUCUACGACAUGUUCCUCUACGCAGAGUGCACCUCUUCACUUUCAUCCAGAUAGUAUGUCUGGCCCUUCUCUGGAUACUCAAAUCAACAGUAGCUGCUAUUAUAUUCCCUGUUAUGAUCCUUGCACUUGUGGCUGUAAGAAAGGCCAUGGACUAUCUCUUUUCCCAACAUGACCUCAGUUUCCUAGAUGACGUCAUACCAGAGAAGGAUAAGAAAAAGAAGGAAGAUGAGAAGAAGAAGAAAAAGAAGAAAGGGAGCCUGGACAGCGACAAUGAAGAUCAGGAGAAAAACCAUUUACAUUCCUUGAACGACACACGUCGUGCUGAAAGAAUACCUUUUCUCCAGUCUCACAUGCCAAGCCCACCAAGUACCCCAAUGCGACUUGUGCCUCAGAUUAGGAUAGAAAUGGAGCCGGACGACGAUUCUUAUUUCUGGAGAAGCCGGGGAACAGAGACGACUUUAUAAAACUGUGAACCACCUUCUGCAAUUUCUUUUUUUCACCUAUUUUUUUGCCACUAGCCAAACAUGAAGUCCAUUUAAAAAAAAAAAAAAAAUCUCUUUUUAACCAGUGACAUUGUGUAAUGCACGUCGUAACUCCAGCCUUUUGCAAGCGGCUUCUGCUAAAGCAUUUCUACAACAAUAUCGUUUUCCACCGUGUUAAAUCUGAGAAUCCUUUUUUGCCUUUAUUCUCCCUCAAAAUCUAUUUUGAUAUGCUUAUAUUUACUGCACGGCGACAGAUGCCUGGUGAUUCUUUUUUUAAAUGUCAGGCCUUAUUAAAGUACUUUGUAUGAUUGAGCGGCCACUAUAAAGCCAUCUAUGAUAAUUCACACAUAUACUCUGUCACAAUACUUCGAUAUGGCUUGUAAAGUCCAGAAAACGAACAAGCAACCUUUAUCACUCCUGCAAUCCUCCAGCAAACCUAAACAGCACAAUAGUAUUAAUAGAACAGAAAUGUGUUGGUACUUAUAGCCAUAGUUAAACCGCACCUCUGCUAUGCAUCUUUUAUGGAAAAAUGGCAAGUACUAUGUGCACAUUUAAUAUCUUCAAGCUUAUUUCUUUAAAUUAUGGGGCCUAACCUGCAAACGUAUAUAUUGUAAUCAUAUUUUUUAAACUUUUUUUAAUGUCUGUAAAGAAAUGAUUUUUUUUCCUGCAGCAGGAAACGUAUAGUUUUAAGUAGUUCUACCUCUAAUUUGUAGAUGCCCCGGCCUUUUUGUUUAUGUAUGAAUGUGUUGUGCACAAUAUGCGAUUUGAAAGAAAAUCUACUUAUUUAGAACUUGAUGAAAUCUUAACUAGGUUUUUGUACGUAUAAUGAAUUAAUCAUCAAAUUCAUUUCAGAAAUAGAAUAAGAUUGAUUUUUUUUUAAUUAUGUCACGGGGAAGCUGGGCUAACUUAUAAUCUAUUUUAUGUGGUGUAAAAGUAUAUUUUAUAAGUUCAUAGGCAAUAAUUGAUUACUACUGACUGGUAACAGGGAUCAAUAAACAUCGGUAGAUGUUGAUUGCUUUGAGAACAUUAAUUAUUAGUUACAGUAUUGAAGUAACUACACUUACACAUUUUUUUUUGUACAGGCAGAUGUGUAUUCAUACUGUAUAUGUGUGUUAAAUAGAAAAGAAAAUUGGCUAUUGUCAUCGGAAAAAAAAACAUUAAUCAUGGCGCAAUUUUAUUAGCUCAUCCUCGGAUUUUCUAAUUGGAAAAUGUCCAUAGUUUAUGAAUGACACCCAAGAAGAUAAAGGUCACACAGAAGUGCGUUCAGACAUAUAUUACCUUUGUUUCACAUGCUGCUAGAAUAUGCAAAUUAUAUCUUCAUCGAAUGAGAUGCAUUAAGACCUCGAUGUGAGGCUUUCUACUCAUACCUGCCAAUAUGUACUAUAUUGCAUUUGAUGGCAUUCAUGGCCAAGUUAAGUUGUAGAACCAAACAUUCGUGAUUUCAUGUCUCCCUUCCUGUAGGUGACUUAGAAUGUCAAUGUAUAUGAGUAUUAUAUAGGAAUGUAAUGCCAAAGUUGUUGUUCAUACAGCUUCUCUCUCUCUCUCUCCCUAGCCCCUAACUCGACAUAUAAGUAUUGGAAGGGGGACAAAAUAAAUAGUAGAAGCCAUGAUUAGUGGCUGCUGGCUGAGAGUGUAACUUCCAUCAAUCUAAGGCAGGCUUUGACUUGUGCUGAUUCUGCCCUAAGAUGUAUGGAUCCUGAGCGGCACAGUUUUGAGUCACACAGUAUGUAAAAUGAUUUUGCUUGUUGUGCUGACACGCUGUGCAGUAAGGUAUUUGAAAACAUAAUCAGCCUGUUGAUGUAACAACCAGAUUGUGUAUAAUAACUAUAUAUUACCUGUAAUAACAAACAUGCAUUCAUACAUCCAUACCUAUAUACACAACCAUAUUGUACGUUUUUCGGUUUCUCUGGGUAUGUUAGUAGACAUUGCGACAUAUCUCUGGAGCACAUACAUUUAUUUUGUGUCUCCUUUUCUCAUUAAUGUAACCUUUCUUGGAACAAUUGUCCUUUUCUAUAACAUACACACAAUAUAGGCAUGUACAAGGGUAGGAUAACACUACCUGUUUUAAAUAUUUUUAUAACAAGGUCUUCCAAUUUUAAUAAAAUGUUUAUUGUACUUGAAAUGUAUUAAUUGAUGAUUUUUAUCUAAUAAUAUGUCUAUCAACUGAAUAGCAAUGUGAGCUACAAUGUUGAUGUUAACAAAUUUGGGAAUGGGACAAAGCUGUCUUUUUUACUUUGUAUCAUAGCUUUUUGUUACUUUAAGCCUUUUGCUGCCUGAAUUUCUGAAAACAGGAAGAAUUUAUGUCCGUACUGCCAUUUUUCUUAAGUAAAAAGCAUCAAUACUUUUUUUCCCUCUCUCCACUUGUGUGCACUAGAACAUAGUCUUUCAGCAAUAUAAAAAAAGUCCAAUUUAAUAAAAUGAACGACUCUGACAAGCUGAGAUCUUGCCAUCUUGGCAUCUGUGCUCUUUUCUGAUUGGGUCACACAGUGAGUCUUGUUAACUUGACCCGAAUAGUAGAGAGAAGCAUUAUUCAUAUCUAAUUAAAGAAAAUUGAAUUAAUCGCACAAUAUCAUUCAAAUAAAUAAUUUAUGUAGAAUCCCAAGGGCAAUUUUUCAAUAAAACUGAGAUUUUUUUAUUGCAGUAUAACUUUGAGUCUCAAUACAGAUAAGACCGAUCCGCUUUACUUUACAAUUGACAUUAAUUGAAGUCUCCAGUAGCUGUUUCAUAAAGAAAAUUCUAUAUUUCAGCCUCAAAGUAUUACUGGCUCUUGUGUUAUAAAAUAAUAAAAAUGAGCUUGCUUUGCUGCAUUUCGAAUAAUGUACCACCGGACUAGUGGUAGCCUGUAAAUCAUUUAUGGAGUUAUGGAUAGCUUUGUCCCAUACCUAUAUGAAUAAAACAUUGUUAACACAACCAUGUUAUUUAUAGCCAUUAACUUGGCUAACAUAGAGAAUAAUUAUAUUAUUUUGGAAACGAGUUAAUCUGCACUUUCAAACUUUUCUUGCAUCUUGUAAUCCUUUGAGUGAGAGGGGGGAAUCAUCCUACACUCAAAGUAUUAAACAGUCUGUAUGUCUUUUGUGAGACAUAAAAAAAAAACAUAUAUUAUUGUUAUUUUUUUUUCUUUAUUGAAUUGCAAAACGAUCAAACAUGGAACAAAAGAAGAAAAGCAGCAGAGACUGUAGUGAUUUUAGUUUUUCCUGUAACAAUGAGCAUUAAUUAUGAUGAAAGGAUAAUAUUUUACAAUUUUAUGAAAACUUUCUAUUGUGAAUUUUAUGGAAUCAAGAAAAUGGAGAUAUUUUAGCAUUUAUAUUUUUCAAAAUUAAAUGUAUAUGAAAAUAAAGUAACUUUAUGCA